This is a messenger RNA of Nothobranchius furzeri (turquoise killifish), 903 nucleotides long. RefSeq lists its product as uncharacterized. The record is from RefSeq and is a predicted model, not a curated record. NCBI's taxonomy places the organism in Eukaryota, Metazoa, Chordata, Actinopteri, Cyprinodontiformes, Nothobranchiidae.
AUGGCUGAGGAUGCGUCUGAGUAUCUUGUUUACCUUAGCACAGCGUUUUCCUCCUCGUUUUCUUUAUACCAUCAUUUCACCCGCAAAACUGAACUUUUUUCCUACUUGCUUCUGUGUGUUGCCAAAAUGCCGUUUAUACCACAAGUAGUGAUUGCACGCUCCGUGUCAGGCCUGAGUGGGAAAGAGAGACCCGCAACUGCUUUGUCCACAAGCAGUGUGGCCAAAACGAAGGUUUUGGGAGAAGACAAAGGCAGCUCAGUCAAGGAGCGGCUGACUUUAAACUUGAAGCAGCUGGGGAGAAAGAAUCAACUCAAGAGUCACCUAACAACAACCAGUGCAGUUGCAAGAGGCCGCUUACUGCCGUCAUCACAGGCAGACUCCAUUCCCACCUCAAGCUCUGGAGAAUCUCUGCCUAAGGCAUCGCAGCACAAACACUCGACUCACAAGUCUGUGAAGGCUGAACCAGUGGUGAAAACGAGAGCUAGGAACCAGGCAGAGGCCCGUUUUACACUGACGCUCACACCUGAAGCGGUUCUACUAUUGCAAAGGAGAAACAGUGAGAGACAUCAGCGUUCAUCUGCUAGAAAUGUUCCAAGUGCUCCUGGGAGCACCACCGACUCGAGAAGAAGGAGGCACCUCAGCAGAGCUGCAACUAAGAAUGCCCACGAUGCUGAACUGGUAGACAUCAGCUCAAUUCUAAAAAUCUCCCUCCUGAACGACAAACACAAGUACGACGAUGUGGAGUACGAGGAAGAGGACGACUCCGGUGUGGACGAGCAUGUGGUGAUGAAAUGCACCGAGUGGCUCUGUGGGUUGGAGAACAAACCAGUAACAUGGAUUUGUGAAGACUUAGACGACGACGUGCCUCUUGUUAGACACCCCCCUCGUGCACAGGCCAAGUGA